AUGUCUUCGCCCACGCACGCACAGCAUGGUGUGCAUCCGCCUCUCAACUGGAAUAGCCCCGACGACAAUGGCGGAUCCAGCCGUCUUAACCCCAAACCCGACGAGGGUAUGGACACCCAAGAAGAACGGGAGAUGCCACAGCGCUCAUAUUAUGCACGCGUGUUGGGCACGCACAUAUCGGUUUCGCCGAUAGACGUUCCCGACACGUAUGAUCCUGACGGGUGGGUACCAGGGACGCCUGAGCCAGAGCCGUAUGAUCCUGAAACGUAUGCGGCUUGGGGUCGGAAACACCUCGGCGAGGAAUGGUAUCAGCUACGGAAGGCCAUGCUCCAGGAAAGGAAUAUCUACCUUCGUUCCGACUGGGUUUACUCUGAGCGGCGGCCGUUAAGACCAGCACGUCACGUAGGGAUGUCUGAUGAACCCUGGAAACGAUUAUGGUCUCGACUCUCCAAGGUCUUGCCGCGUGUCCAGCCGUCCAGCACCGCUCCCCUAUUUCGUGAAGCCUGGGAAAGAUUGGGAUAUGCACGGGAGAGCUCCCGCUGGAGUGAGGAAGAAUACCAAUUCAACAAAAUAUUCCUCAAAGAGGACCUCAUCGAUUGCGCCAGGGCACAUCACGAAACCCAGGAAGGUGACAUACAACGUGAGAAAGAGCGGGAGGAAAUAGCAAAGGUACGGUAUGAGCCGGGCACUCUCAUCGAGUCAGACGAGUACGAACGUCGAAUGACGGACUUCAGGCUUCGAAGGGAGGGUUGGGUACAGGAGCAGUUCGAUGCUAGGGAUCGAGCAGCGGUUGCGAAGGCUCAGAAACGUGGACCUGAGCUUGAGAGAGAGUUGAACACGCCACCGAAAACCCAAGAAGAAAUGAAUUUGAGAUUCCGCCUCUGCGACCUUCAGAAAAUCAGUCGCGAGGAGCAGGACCGGUUGGCCCGCAUGUAUGGCUUCUUCGAACGGCCGCCAAUCAACCCCCCUUUCUUUGGUACCCCACUGGAGAAGAGGUCGCCGCCGAGGGACCAAGAAGAAAUGGACCAGCUGUUUCGCCUCUGGACUUGGAGACUCAACCGCAUGGAGCAGGAUGAAUUGGCUCAUGUAUGGCUUCAACCCGAAGCAAGCUGA
Molecule: messenger RNA, 1113 nt
Organism: Dichotomopilus funicola
Lineage: Eukaryota; Fungi; Ascomycota; Sordariomycetes; Sordariales; Chaetomiaceae
Exons: 3
Coding region: 1-1113 (370 amino acids)
Source: RefSeq, a predicted model, not a curated record